GCGACGCUGGCCGCGACCAGCGUCCUUGCUGCCGUGCUUCUAGCAGAUACAACGUUUUUGCUCUGGAUGGUCGUAUCACCAGGCGAUAUCGGUCACCACCGGCCCGCAGCAACCUCGCUGUGCAUUGGAAUCCACAGUACUGGAAGAAUCUUGCUGGUUUUUGCGAGUCUGAUAUAACACACGCAAACGACUUUCAUUUCUAAGACCUGGCCCCGCUGUCGUUGCUACUUUCACCACACUCUGCCCCUCCAUGCCCUCCCUGACGUUGAGACGAUUCAAAAGCCGCCGCGUCACCCAACAUUUCGACUACAACGGCGCUUCGGAUAGCAGUCACCAUUCGUUGACCAACAACGACAACCGCUGUUGGUACAAACAGCCCAUGCUUCAUUUUUGGCAGGGCCUACUUGCGGCUCUGAAGCAGUUAGCCAUGCUUCCUUCAUUGAUCCAUACCGUCCUGCCGUUGACCUCACGGAAGCGCAACAUGCGUGAGGCUCUGCGGACCUACGAUCGCACUAUGGACGACUUCUUGCGCGAAGACUACAGGAGCAAUUUACCCCCAAAGUUACAAGCUAGUGACAUUUGCAUGCUGCCAUCAUACAACCACAAAUUGCCAACGGGGCUUGAAAAAGGGACGUACCUAGCACUCGAUGUUGGCGGCUCGACGUUCCGCAUUGCUCUGGUAGAGCUGAACGGCGAGCAGCCCGGUGCCAAGAAUAUGCGCAUCGUCAAUAUGAAAAGCUUCAAGAUCGAUGAGAAAGUUCGUCAGCGCCGAGGGACUGAUUUCUUCGACUGGAUGGCAGAGAAGAUCGAGAUUGCCCUUGCAGAUGCUCCCCCUCACAAAGUCGACAAUAUGGACAGCUUUCCUAUAGGUCUGGCCUGGUCUUUUCCGAUUGAACAAACUUCAGUACGCAGCGGGAACCUUCUUGACAUGGGCAAAGGAUUCCACGCAACUGAUGGUGUUCUUGGUCAAGACCUUAGCGAACUGAUAAUGGCACCGUGCAGGAAAAGGGGUUUACCUGUGCACAUGGAUUCUAUUGUCAACGAUUCAGCUGCAACCUUGCUGUCACGGGCUUACGAGGAUCCAUCAACGCGCGUUGCUGUGAUCCUCGGUACAGGGUUCAAUAUUGCCGUGCACCUGCCCAUUUCGUCACUUGCGUCAUCCAAGUACAAAGGCUACCCCCAAAAAUGGCUAGACGAGGCCACGCAUGUCCUUGUCAACACCGAAUGUAGCAUGUUCGGGAAAAACGUCUUCCCGACCACUCGAUGGGAUGAUCAACUCAAUGCAACGCACAUGAGACCGGAUUUCCAGCCAUUUGAGCACAUGAUCAGCGGUCGUUACCUCGGGGAAAUCGUCCGGUUGAUCAUCGUUGAGGCUGUCCGUACUGCGGGGCUAUUCAGUGGGGAAUUGCCAGCGAAGAUGAAUGAGCCCUACUCUUUGGACACAGGAACAAUUGCGGCAAUGGAAAUGGACGGCUCAAAGCACCUCAGCAUCGCCACUGCAUUGCUUCAAACCAAGCACCCUCUCAGCAAGCCGCCCUCCUACAACGACAUCCAAUUCGUGCGCCAGAUUUCUCAGCUUGUCUCGCACCGUGCUGCGGGUUUCCUCGCCACGGGAAUCCAUGCUCUAUGGGCUUUGCGCACCACUGCUGAGGGCCUCACGCCAGCCUCCGCCGGUCGGAUGAGCAUUGGCUGCAACGGCUCUGUGAUCGAGAAGUACCCGCUGUUCAAAGAGUUGUGCCAGGAGCACCUGAACGAGCUUGCCGUUGCAUCUGGCGCCGAGUCAGACUCGAUCAAGCUCGAGAUCGCAAUCGAGUCCGCCAUCUUCGGCGCCGCCGUCUCCGUCUGCAGUCUCGAAGGCCAGUAA
Messenger RNA from Boeremia exigua, 1864 nucleotides. Its product is annotated as hexokinase-1. Gene Ontology annotation, cellular component: mitochondrion; cytosol. The record is from RefSeq and is a predicted model, not a curated record. Gene Ontology annotation, molecular function: glucokinase activity; fructokinase activity; mannokinase activity. The transcript has 4 exons. Bases 251 to 1864 code for a protein of 537 amino acids. Gene Ontology annotation, biological process: intracellular glucose homeostasis; glycolytic process; glucose 6-phosphate metabolic process. Lineage: Eukaryota; Fungi; Ascomycota; Dothideomycetes; Pleosporales; Didymellaceae.